Molecule: messenger RNA, 545 nt
Organism: Astrephomene gubernaculifera
Lineage: Eukaryota; Viridiplantae; Chlorophyta; Chlorophyceae; Chlamydomonadales; Astrephomenaceae
Source: the annotation of a GenBank genome assembly
GGCCUGGUUGACCCCAGUCGCGUGAGUGCGGUGGGCGGCUCCCACGGCGGCUUCCUCACAGCGCACCUGCUGGGGCAGCACCCGGACAGGUUCAGGUGCGGGGUGGUUCGCAACCCGGUCACCAACCUCUCCCUCAUGGUGGGACUCAGCGACAUACCCGACUGGUGCUUCGUAGAGGCUCUGGGGAGCGAGGAGGGUCGCCGCCGCGCCAGCCCGCUGCCCUCCCCCGCCGACCUGGCCGCCCUCUUCGCCGCCUCCCCCGCCGCACACGCGCACGCCGUAACUGCCCCGCUGUGCAUGAUGCUGGGGGCGCGGGACCGGCGCGUGCCGCCGCCUGACGGGCUGCAGUUCCUGGCUGCAGUGCGGAGCAGGGAGGAGGGGCAGGCGGGGGCGCCACCCACCCGCCUCAUCGUGUUUCCCGAGGACUCUCACGGACUGGACAAACCGCAGACGGAGUUUGAGAACUGGAUCAACAUCGCCUGGUGGCUCAAGAUGUACGGAGGGGCGGAAGGAGGAGGCAGUACGGCAGCAGGGGAGGAGGAGGG